This is a messenger RNA of Nothobranchius furzeri (turquoise killifish), 2835 nucleotides long. NCBI's taxonomy places the organism in Eukaryota, Metazoa, Chordata, Actinopteri, Cyprinodontiformes, Nothobranchiidae. The record is from RefSeq and is a predicted model, not a curated record.
CAUUUUUAGACUUGACUUCAGCAAAACUUCUGCAUAUUUAAAGCGGCGGUGCGGGGUCUCGGAGCUGAUUCGUAACUUUCCGGACAAAAUGAGCACCAAGGGACAUUAAACCAGGAGGCAGGAGGAUGUCUGUAGAGGUGGACUUGUUGCUGCAGGAGGCCAAGGAAAGCAUUGAGGCGGCUCAGAACUACCGCAGUGAACUCCAGCAGCGCCUGCAUGGCCUGAAUCAGGCCCGUAAACAGAUCCGAGGCAGCUCCGGUCAGGCCCGCGAGGCUCUGCGCAGACACUUUGCAGAGCUGCAGGCUGCAGCGAGCCGGUUGCUGGCGGAGCGACAGGCCAGCCUGCUGGCUGAGGUGGACACCAUAGAAGCUGGCAGCAUCAAGCCUCUGGACGACUGUCAGAGUCUCAUUGAACACGGCGUGGGGCAGGCGGACGAGCUGCUGAGAGAAGGAGAAGCAGCGCUGCGUUGUGGUCUGGGAGAGAAGGAGGAGAAGCUGGGUAGUUUCACCAAGAAGGCCGUGCACAUCCAGCUGGACAGCCUGCCAGAGGUUCCAGCGUUGGUGGACGUCCCGUGUGUUUCAGCCCAGCUCGAUGACUCCCUGCUGAGUCUGCUGAGGGAACGGGUUUCCCGUCACGGUUCUGUUUCCUCCCACCCGCCUGUCCUGAUAGAGGAGCUGCAGGAGAGACCUGGCGGCAUCCUAGUCCGCUGGUGCAAGGUGGACGAGGACUUUGCAGCAGCAGAUUACCGGGUACAGUACCGACGAUCAGGCAGCGGAGGGAGCCAGUAUGAAGAUGCCUACAUUGGGUGGGACUGCGAGUUCUUGGUUCUCCAUCUGGAUCCACACGUCGAUUAUCUGUUUAGGGUCUGCGCUCGCGGGGAGGGUCGCACUGAGUGGAGCCCCUGGAGCGUCCCACAGACGGGUUACACCACGCUGGCGCCACACGAGUGGCGUCCUGGGACUGAGGGUUUCAUCCUGAGCAGCAGGAAGAACAUCGCUCUGCGUAACGACUCCUGCCAGAACCGCUGCCCCGUCCUCUACUCCAACGCUCCCACUUACUUCUGUGGCCAGACGCUGACCUUCAGGAUCACUGCUUUGGGUCUGAUGGACCGUCGGGACAGUCUGGGGGUGUGCAUCAACACCCUGCAGGGGGAGGAGUCACUUCAGAGAGACCAGGCUGUGUGCAUCUCCACCAACGGAGCUGUUUUUGUCAACGGUAAAGAGAUGACCAACCAACUGCCCGCCAUCACCGUAGGCUCCUCUGUGACCUUCGACAUGGAGGUGGUGAACCUGUUCCCCAUCAGCAACAACAACCUGAGCGAGGGGGGGAACUUCAAGCUGAGGGUGACGAUUGGCUCUGGGAACCGGGAGGUGGUGUCCGACUGGCUGGUGGACCAGGCCGUGGACUGCCUCUACUUCGGCUGCUCCUUUGCCCACUCCGGCUGGAAAGUUCUCGUGUUUUAGAGGUUGGGAGCAUCCCUUCUGCACCGUUAUCCUGGGCUGAAAUGUUUCCUCUUGGUUUUUCUUCCUCUCACUUUAGAGGCACUUUCAGAGUGGCUGCAAAGUCUGAGACGAAAGCAGGGAAAAUCUGUCAUUUCUCCCCAGAAAUCGUGAAUAUCAGAGAGUCUCUGGGAAGAAACGAGGAUCCUCCUGGUGAACCCGGACUCUCGUCUUCAGUCUUAAGAGAGAAUUGUCUUUACAGAGUUAGCCACUGUUUACAUUUUUGUCUCUUUUGCCAUUGGAAACUCGUAUUUGUCAAUCGUUUUGUCCGUUUGGGAGGAAGAACAAAGUGAAACUUGCUGACUCUCUUAUGAAAAUCCUGACUGUGAAAGCCUCGCUGCUUCCCUUCCCGAAUGUUAUGGAGAUGGUUGUUCCACAGCACAUUUCUGAUUCCCGUUAACCUGCUCUGACAAUCACGUGCUUUUAUUUUCACCCCAGCUUCCUCUCGGGUUGCUUGUUUCUAGGUUUGAGUGUUCAUACAGAAAACGUGUGUUUGGGUUCGGUCUAAAGAGACAAAGAAUAGUUGCUUCCACUAAUGUUUAGCGCUUCUUUUAUCUUCCAUCAGCUGAGUUUCUUUACCUUAAAUGUGACUGGCUGGAUUUCUGACUGGUUUAAGGCUAAAACGGCACCCAGGCUCAACAGCAGAAACGUCUUUUCUGUCUCGUGUGUUUUAUUCAAACCUCAAAUAUGUCGUUUUAUUUCACCUCAUCUGCAAAAAACAACGCAUCCAUAUUUCCUUCAAAAUGCAAAAAAUUAUCUGCGAUCUGAACUUGUGGGGCAGAAAGUAUCCAGCUGACUUUUUGGUUUUCACCGAUCAGACAGACACUCUGGAGGUUUUAACUUCUACAGAGGCAAUCCUGACGGUAUUCACAAACCCAGCUGUGAGUGGACGAGGAGCGGCUGGACUUUUACUCAUUACGUUAUAGUUUUUCAGAGACGAAAUUAUUGAAAGCGUUUCAUUUUCAGCAGGAAGUUUGUAUUUGGUUUGUAGUUAAGAAGAACUGAAAGUUCCUGUUUCUGUUUCCUGCAGCAGGUUGACUUUUUACUCUUGUUCUAUUUAUUUGGUUUUAAUAACUUCAUUUGGUCUCUUCCUGUUCUCAGGUAAUACUUUUAGACUGUUUUCUCUCUGUUGGGAUUUCAUAGCCUUAAAAUAUUAAAACUGUUUUCCACCCAGGCUUUAGUGGUUCUGUCGGACCUUUUUCAUUAACAAUAUUUAUACACUUACAAAUUCUGAAUCAACUGUAGGUCAAGAAUAUAAAAAAGGUGAACAUAUUUUCUGUUUGUGUUUAAAAAUGACGAAUAAAUGUUAAAAUGUUUAAAUCUGAAAUGUGGAAAC